AUGGAUAAUAUAACAAAUGAGCAUGAUGAUGUUGAUGAUAUGACGAUUGUGACGUCACCAACGACUACUAUGAAUAAUUAUACUACUGAAAUCAAUGAUGAUACUACUAAUAAUCUUGAUAGCACUAAUCAUACUAAUCAUGAGAUAAAUGAUCAAAAUGCCAAAUUUGAAGAUGCUGAUUCACACAAAACAUUAAUGCAUAUAUUACGUUGUAAAUAUUGUAAUUUUGAAUCAAUAUUACGUACAAGAUUUGAUAAACAUUUACCAUGUUCACAACAAUUCCAAACUUAUCAAUUAUAUACAUGUUCAAUAUGUUUAACUAGUUCUACAUCGAAAUCUAUGAUGGAUGAACAUAGACGUGUACAUCAUUCAAAUUGUUGUCAUAAAGUAAGUCUGUGA
This is a messenger RNA of Schistosoma turkestanicum, 399 nucleotides long. NCBI's taxonomy places the organism in Eukaryota, Metazoa, Platyhelminthes, Trematoda, Strigeidida, Schistosomatidae. The record is from the annotation of a GenBank genome assembly.